Molecule: messenger RNA, 8118 nt
Organism: Oncorhynchus kisutch (coho salmon)
Lineage: Eukaryota; Metazoa; Chordata; Actinopteri; Salmoniformes; Salmonidae
Product: transmembrane protein FAM155A
Exons: 3
Coding region: 544-1764 (406 amino acids)
Biological process (GO): calcium ion import across plasma membrane
Cellular component (GO): plasma membrane
Molecular function (GO): stretch-activated, monoatomic cation-selective, calcium channel activity
Source: RefSeq, a predicted model, not a curated record
CCCCCCAAAAGUGUUCAAGACGAACAUGGCGGCAAUUUAACCCAGGUCCAAGAUGACUGUGGCCAUUGGGAGAAAAGAUCCAAGGCAUUCAACCCAGAUACGAACCGGAAAAAAUCAACUGGGGCACAAUCAAACGGAUUUUGCUUUCUCAUAAUUGAAUCCGGGAAACUGCAGCAGUAACGGCAACAGCACUGAUAAACUGGCCACAGCUGGUCUCUCUGCGCGCGAGCACCACCCCGGAGAGCAGAAGAGAGGGAGCGAGGCGCGAGGCAUGCGGUUACAGAGAACGUGGUUUCCCCCCGGAGAGCCAUGGAGAACCGGGAUGCGGCAGCGCGAGGCUUAAUCUGUGCGGGCGCGCUAAUUGGAUCGGAAUAACACACCGACGGCGUCUGGCGCGAGAGAGGAGAGCCCAGGACCGGCGGCGGCACUGCAGCCCACCGUUACCGAGGAUAAAUAACCAGAGUCCAUCUCCCAAAGUCAAUGAGUAUAGUGGCAGAGGAGCCCCCGCGGUGGAGUCGGCCAGAGCUGCGCUUUUCCUAAAAUAUGACCAGGGGUGCUUGGAUGUGUCGGAAGCAAGAUGACGGCUUAAAAAUCUGGUUUGCACCCCGAGAGAACGAGAAGCCAUUUACCGAGUCGGAGCGGGCCCAGAGAUGGCGCCUAUCGCUGGCCUCUCUUCUCUUCAUCACCGUCCUGCUCUCUGAUCACUUGUGGUUCUGCGCCGAGGCCAAACUGACGCGGACCCGAGACAAGCGGCAGGACAAGCGGCUCGCCUUUACGGACAUGGUCGAGUACCCAAACUCCACUCACCACCAUACCCCCUCCUCUGACCCCCAUUCCCCCCACGGCCCCCUUGCCAGAAAGCCAGAUGUUAUUUUUAUAGGGAAUUCUACCAAACAUCUGUGGCGACUGGACACCUGUCACCCGGACAGCUUGUCCAAAGACUGCUUCACUUUCACGGACGCAGAGCCCGUCUGCCUGGGCCUCUCCGGGGGCGGGGAGAGGACGCAGUCGGCGGACUUGAAUCUGAGCGAUUUGUAUCUUUCUUUUUGUAAUUCCUACUCUCUUUUGGAUUUGUUUAACGGGUUUACAAGUCCGGACAAUAUAAACUGCAGCCUGGACGUGGCUGAGGGUGACACGCUGGGAUGCAGCGAGUGUGUCCGGGUUUACCAGCGCUUUGACCGGCAAGCUCAGGAGGACUACCGGGAGUUUGAGCAGUUGGUUGAGAAAUAUGAGACUGAUGAAUACUCGGUCAGGACAUGUAUGGAGGAAUGCAAGAUGGUAUAUAAGCCCUGGCUGUGCUCACAGUACUUCCAGACCACACAGAUGCACUGCAGUAAGAGGAUCCCGUGUGGCCAGUACUGUCUGGAGGUGCAGCAGAGGUGUCCCUUCAUCCUUCCUGACAACGACGAUCUCAUCCACGGAGGAAGCCCCAGUUUUAUAUGCACAGGGCUGUUGGAGGAGUACCAUGGGGGCAUGGAUGCAGAUGCGGAGUGCUGUGAUGUUCGGUGGGACUUCCAGACAGAAGAUGACAACAACCAUUCCCGGGGGACCCUCAAAAGAACUCACCCAUCCUGUCACCACCGUACCUCUCUCAGUUCCUCGGCCGUGUGCAGAGUGUGCAACAGCCGGCUCAAACUCUGCCUGCUAGUCCUUGUCCUCCUGCACACUGUCGCCUCCCUAACCGCAUCCCACAAUGCAACAGGGCUGGGCCUCCCUGCCUCACUCGCCCCUCUGGAGGAGAGCUCCCCCGCCAACGAGGAGUGAUGGGAUGGCCGAUGAUAUAGGUUGUCACGACAAUAUGAAACAUCUCCACCUCGGUCGGGAAUGCUAUGUGCUGUUGGCUAGACGUCUGCAGCCGCUGUGCUUUCUGGGUAAUUGAGUCUUUGCAGAGGUGUUGGACUACUUAUAAAUGGAAGACAUGCAAAUCAAUCAAAGCAAACAGACUUACAAACAAAGAGACGAAAACAUGACAGUGUCGGGAAAAUGGGACAAUGCAGCAGCCUUUGUUGAGUAGGAAGGCCUCCUCACUGCUGAGUUUCUCUAGCUGCGCUUUUUUACACUGUUUCCCUGUUCUGGCUUUCUGUUGCACUGGCUGACUACCGGAUAACACUCACUGUCCACUUAGAAUGUCCAUCCUUUAUGUUGUUCCUUUAUGGGUCUCUUGUGCAGGAAGGAAAUGUCUCAUUGAUAUAGGAUAGAUAACAUCAAAAAGCAAAGUUGUGAGUGUGUGCGUAUUUGUGUGUGUGUGAUUGUGUGUGGGUGUCUACUCUGAAGUCUUCACUCAUUUGGGUUCCCAUUCCUAAAGCGGCUUUAGAUGUAGGAAAGGACACUAAAAUGUUAGAGUAGUAGUUUGCUCUCAUGGUUCUGUGUGGCUAAAUUGGUAGAGAAUGGUGUUUACACUGCCAUGAUUGUGGGUUCGACUCCCACGGGGGACCAGUAUGAAAAUGUAUGCACUUACGACUGUAAAUUGCUUUGGAUAAGAGCAUCUGCUACAAUGUAAACAAAUGAUCCUUGGUAAAAAUGAACGUACACCCAGACUACACUACUGGCCAGUGAUACAAUUGUAAUGCUUCUCAAUAUAGAAGACAACCCCUUGAUAUAGAAGUAUCCUACUAGCCUUUCUCUGUCCCUACCACACACUCUGUCCAUGCUCUGUGUCUUCUCAGCCCAGCACUCCACACAUAGAAGGUCUACUGUUUGUCUAAUCAAAAUGUCUUACCUCUAUUCUGUACUUGCAUGUGGAGGCUCUCUUAAUGAUGUGAAAUUCACAGCCUUUUUGGUUUGCUUUACAUAGCCUUAGCCCCCCUCUGUGGUAGAGAACACUACUGCACCCCCAAAACACCACCAGUAAGGUAGCAUGUCCUCUGCUUUCUUCAACUAAUGUUACUUAUCUCACAUUGUGUAAAGGGCUUAUUUCUAUAUACAAACACAGACAAAAAUGUGCUUGAGGUAUGGCUUCAGGUAUCUCAGUUCACACUGCAUGCUUAGGGGUAUACCUUCAAAGGUAUGCAUUUGCUUAAAAGGUGUUUAAUGUGUUGCUAUAGAGAGCGGGCAGGUGUAGGACCCCGUAUGUAGUAUGUUUGAGGAGAAACGUUGGGCGGCACAGUAAGGCUGAGAAGCUCAAUGGCAUUAUGUUAACAUUACUGUUAGCAUUAUGGUUAGUGUGAGCUGGAAGAAAAGGCAAUAUUUAAGGGCUGUUUUAAUCAUUUCUUGUCCCUUUGUUUUCUAGCUGAUUAACUGAACUGAUAGAUAGUGGUGUCAGGUAUUUUAGGCCUAACAAAUGUAUGCUGAAUGCAGAAUUCUCCACUUUCAUGUCUGUUGAAUAUAUAUGUUAGCCUCCUAUUGCUAGGUCCGGCUUGUCAGAUUCUACUCGUCAACUACAGGUCCCACAAAUUGAGAAACAAAUAGAAAACUGGUUCUCCUCUCAUUCAUUGUUGCAUUCUCCAUUGUGAGAUCUGUCUGUUUACUUGUUGUCUCACUCAUAGUCAUGCUGCAUUCACGACACUCGGAGUGUUGGGAUAUGCAACCUGUAGAGCAAUGGAGUUGUGUGCAUUCACAUGCUUUGAACUCGUUGAGAACACCAACAGGCUAACGUCAAACUAUCAACUUCAACCGUAAACAUACUUUCAUGCUCAAAAACAAAUUAUAGUAUUCAAAAACCAUCAUAUUGAUUGUUUUUGAUAAAUAAUGUUUUGUUGUUGCAUUUAACUGCCGAAAAUGCUGUCAUCAAAGUAUUUUCCUUAGGUGAUGUCAGAGUUCAGCAUGUCAUAGAAUUUGGGGUGCAGAGAUGAUACCUGAGUUGCAAGGUUGUAAUUAGGACUUGGAAGUUUAGAUUACUCCGAUAGGUUGUGAAUGCAGGAUCUGUUCAUUUGAACCCAUCAUCCCAUCAUUCCUGUUUCUUCUCUGGUUCCUUCAUCCCAUCAUUCCUGUCUCCUCUCUGGUUCCUUCAUCCCAUCAUUCCUGUCUCCUCUCUGGUUCCUUCAUCCCAUCAUUCCUGUCUCCUCUCUGGUUCCUUCAUCCCAUCAUUCCUGUCUCCUCUCUGGUUCCUUCAUCCCAUCAUUCCUGUCUCCUCUCUGGUUCCUUCAUCCCAUCAUUCCUGUCUCCUCUCUGGUUCCUUCAUCCCAUCAUUUCUGUCUCCUCUCUGGUUCCACCACCCCGUCAUUGCCGUUUCCUCUCUGGUUCCACCACCCCGUCAUUGCCGUUUCCUCUCUGGUUCUAUGGCCUGUAAUUCCAUAGGCCAACAGUAGAUGGGGCUCUUGAAUAGGUUUAUUUCAAGAAUUUAUUAUAAAUUAUUAAUUAAAGGUAGAAUGUCAAAUGAAAUCCUAGCAAGAUUGGACCACUGAAAGAUGGGGUCAAAGAUAGUCAAAGCAGAUGCAUAAGGAUACAGGAGGCUGAGGUCUUCGGAACCUAGUGAUAAUGGAGGUGUGUGUGUGUAUGUUCGAGGGGCUUCUGGUGGCUCACUAAUUAGUCAGGUUCAGCACAGAGCCAGUCUUCUCUGGAGACCUCAUUAGCAUGGCUGUGCCAAGGGGCCUGCAGGUGUGGCGGAAAUUUCCUGUUUUUAGAGCCCUCCGGAGACACAACAUUAACUAGCCCCAUUAAUCACUUCUUCCUCUUCAUCAGCACCUAACACCUACUGUAAGUCAGCACACCGCAUACAUACACCUUCAUCAGCAUUACACCUCUAUCAGCCUCUCAUCUAGACCUUCAUCAGCAUUACACCUACAAUAGAUCUGAACGUCAUCUUCUAGUAAACAGACUCGUUCUGUCCAUCUGAGAGAUGAGUGAAAAAGAGUUUGACAGAGAUUCAGAGGGAAGGUAGGGAUAUGGAGAAAAAAACAUUAACGGAGGAUGGAAUGAGAAAGAGAGGGAGGAGUCACAAAGUGUCAGAGGGGAGAGAAUGGAUGGUUGACAAAUCAAAAUGAACAACAGGGACCCUAGGCCAAACCCUAAAUCAGCGAGUAUAUGAUGUUACAGUAUGCAAGAGAAUCCCACACAUGGCCAGAUUAAAGCCAUGGCCCUUUUGGAGAGCUCUAAAUAGUAUGUCCUGAGAGAAAAGAGAUAUUAUCACCAAAUAUAAGACUAUUCUCAGCAGCUACAAUACCAUUUAGUAAAAGUGCCCUAAAAAGGCUUAUGUUAGCAUGUUAGCUUCAGUGCUACCCUACUGCAUCAAGACAAUCCUUAUACUGUAUCUCCUGACUCUCACUCUUAUGUGUGACCCAUACCCUGUAGGAGUCUAACACGUUAGUAGGCUACUCCACCAAAAUGAGGCCCAGGAAUGUUCUAGGAAAAUUGCAUCUUGUCUUGCUCUUGAUUUUUCCAUGUUCCAUAUCUGAUAUAAGGUCGAGAUCCAAUGACCUUAUGGACCUUGGUGUGAUCUGACCCUGAACCAGUAUACAUUACUAUAGCUUUACAUCAACACACUAAGUCAUGCACAUGUAAAAGUCCCUUUUACAUGCAGUAAUGCAUCAUGUACUACCAAUGGCUGUCCUGGCUGAUGACCACAGUAUGUGUUCUCCAUGCCAUCUUUCACUGACUGUGCCAUAGACUCACCAUAAACGUUACUGUACACAAGCUUUCUCCAAAUAAAGAUAGACGUUAUGAAAUUCCAUGAAUAUACGUUUUUCUAAUUUCGAUAUGGUCAAUGCAGGCAUGUAUGCAACUCUGCUGUGAUUUGCUAGGUUUGAUUCCCUAUUAUGCUAAUGUGGUUUAAGGCCCUAUCAAUUCAAUCUAGAUCACAAUGACAUUGAUGUUGUACUGUAUGUACUAUAGACCUCCAAAUGAGUACCAUGACCCAAUCUACAAGACAUCACAUUUAUAGUGUUGUGUUCAUUGCACAUAAUUAUGUGUUCUUAUCCUGUCCCACUCUCCCGCUUGUGCAGCUGCCUUCAUAUACAGUUGAAGUUGGAAGUUUACAUACACUUAGGUUGAAGUCAUUAAAACUAGUUUUCAACCACUCCACAAAUUUCUUGUUAACAAACUAUAGUUUUGGCAAGUCGGUUAGGACAUCAACUUUUUGCAUGAUACGAGUCAUUUUUCUAACAAUUGUUUACAGACAGAUUAUUUCACUUAUAACUCACUGUAUCACAAUUCCACUGGGUCAGAAGUUUACAUACACUACAUUGACUGUGCCUUUAAACAGCUUGGAAAAUUCCAGGGAAUGAUGUCAUGGCUUUAGAAGCUUCUGAUAGGCUAAUUGACAUAAUUUGAGUCAAUUGGAGGUGUACCUGUGGAUGUAUUUCAAGGCCUACCUUCAAACUCAGUGGCUCUUUGCUCAUGGGAAAAUCAAAAGAAAUAAUCCAAGACCUCAGAAAAAUAAUUGUAGACCUCCACAAGUCUGGUUCAACGUUGGGAGCAAUUUCCAAACACCUGAAUGUACCACGUUCAUCUGUACAAACAAUAGUAUGUCCGAAAAAAACACCAUGGGACCACGCAGCCGUCAUACCGCUCAGGAAGGAGAAGCGUUCUGUCUCCUAGAGAUUAACGUACUUUGGUGCGAAAAGUGCAAAUCAAUCCCAGAACAACAGCAAAGGACCUUGUGAAGAUGCUGGAGGAAACAGGUACAGAAGUAUCUAUAUCCACAGUAAAACGAGCCCAAUAUCGACAUAACCUGAAAGGUCGCUCAGCAAGGAAGAAGCCACUACUCCAAAACAGCCAUAAAAAAGCCCGACUACGGUUUGCAACUGCACAUGGGGACAAAGAUCGUACUUUUUGGCGAAAUGUCCUCUGGUCUGAUGAAACAAAAAUAGAACUGUUUGGCCAUAAUGACCAUUGUUAUGUUUGGAGGAAAAAGGGGGAUGCUUGCAAGCCAAAUAACAACAUCCCAACCAUGAAGCACGGGGGUGGCAGCAUAAUGUUGUGGGGGUGCUUUGCUGCAGGAGGGUCUGGUGCACUUCACAAAAUAGAUGGCAUCAUGAGGAGGGAAAGUAUGUGGAUAUAUUGAAGCAACAUCUCAAGACAACAUCUCAAGACAUGGAUCUUCCAAAUGGACAAUGACCCCAAGCAUACUUCCAAAGUUGUGGCAAAAUGGCUUAAAGGACAACAAAAUCAAGGUAUUGGAGUGGCCAUCACACAGCCCUGACCUCAAUCCUAUAGAAGAUUUGUGGGCAGAAUUGAAAAAGUGUGUGCUAGCAAGGAGGCCUACAAACACCAGCUCUGUCAGGAGGAAUGGGCCAAAAUUCAUCCAACUUAUUGUGGGAAUCUUGUGGAAGGCUACCCGAAACGUUUGACCCAAGUUAAACAAUUUAAAGGCAAUGCUACCAAAUACUAAUUGAGUGUAUGUAAACUUCUGACCCACUGGGAAUGUGAUGAAAGAAAUAAAAGCUGAAAUAAAUCAUUCUCUCUACUAUUAUUCCGACAUUUCACAUUCUUAAAAUAGAGUGGUGAUCCUCACUGACCUAAGACGGAAUUGUUACUAGGAUUAAAUAUUAGGAAUUGUGAAAAACUGAGUUUAAAUAUAUUUGGCUAAGGUGUAUGUAAACUUCCAACUUCAACUGUAAAUGUCUCUCUUUCUUUUUCUUUCUCUCUCUUUUUAGCCAUGUUUUUGUUAUGUCCUGUGGAUCUAUGCAGAAGCCCAUUCCUUUUUUUGGUUGUAAAUAUGUUCCCUCGAAUAUUGAACGAUGUAUCAGUUAUGUCUUUGCUUCCAGGUUAUCUUGCGUUUUGAGUUGAUGUCAUAUUUCUUUACUCUUCUUCUUUUAUUGUUUCCCCUUGAGCGUCUGAAAUCAUUUGUUGCGUUUUUGUUGAAGUAAGAAGAGAAUGCGAUGGGGCUUAACCAAUAGAAUUGGCCUCAGAUUCACAUCUUUAUUGAGAGAGGAUAUGGGACUGUGUGUGUGUGGGAGAGAGAGAGAGAAAGAAAGCUAUAUGAUUAUUAAAAAAGGUUCAAAGGCAUAUAGAAGUAUCAUUACAGUUAUGGUUAUUAUGAUUACUAUUAUACUACCGGUAUAUUGUAAUAUUAUAGAUGCUUUAGUUCAGUAACUUCUUUAAUUUUUUUUACAAACGACUUUGAUGAAAUGAUUUAUAAAACAAUCUCACAAGUCAUGAUCUUUUGGAAAAGUAUCAAAACUACUGCUACAAUGAUGAAAUUGUCUUCUGAUUCAAAUAAAUGCAGACAUAUAAUAUGUU